UGUGCCAUUAUGCGAAUCCCCGCGGGUAACUUUGUCGUUGUUCCAAAUAAUUAGCCAAGCAAGGAAAAUUGGCAACGUACGCCUCUUAGCCCUCGCUUUGAUCCAGUUUGCGAGUGUACAAUUAUGUUCACUCCGGCUCUGAAACGCCCCAUAUUUCAAUUCGUGACAAUUGUACUAAGAAACGUCCGUCAAUUUAAAACCAACAUUAAUAUGGCGAAGUCAACAUAGAAGUGUAUAUAAAAACGAAUGUAAAUAAGUUAGAAAUGGUGCUACUAAUGAUCAUGACGGCUCAAAUACGUAUCAUAAAAGUAAUGAUGUUUCUGUUUGGUAAGCUUUUGGAAACGUUAACUUGCGCACAUAACUUUUCCUGACAACACACUUAUCAUUUUCGAUUUACCUGAUAUGGUAGGAUGGCUAACAUUCGAUGUCUGCGGAUGCGCUGUCUUCAAGCCAAGAUAUGAAAGGCAAUCAUAAUUGACUGUAGCCAUAUAAGGCACACAACAGUUUCAUGAUGACUCAAAACACAACCGUGGGAUGAACGAGUGACAACUUUCCGGAUUAGCGGACCGUUUAAAAUUAAUUAAUUAUUCCCUCGUCCUGCAAGUGUCAACACGUCAGAAGUGUCCACUUAAUUUGAGGGGAGAGGGUAACUAUUUUAAGAGUUUGAAACGCAGCCCUCGAUUGAGAAUCCAAGCGUCGAAUACGUACGUCAGUGAAAAAUAUUUUUUUGAGUGUCUGCGCUCAGAGUGUACAGGAAACCAACACUCCGCCGAUUUACAAAUAAAUAUAGCUACGUUUUGGUUACGUUUGUUGACAAAUUGUUUAUCUCAGAUGGAGAGCCACAGUGGUGACAACAUCCCUGCAUCGAAAUGCAGCUCAGUGAAAUAUUACACAACGUUACCCUCCGAGACUACACCAACUGAAGAUGGCGAGCAUUCUUCCGAGCAAGCUGGUGGUACGGAGACGAGACCGAGAAGUGGAACUUCGACGCAAUAUAUUCCAAAAGCGGGGGACCACUUACACUUUCAGAUACCGAGAAAGAACAAAGAAAAGAGAGCGUUGUUCCAGUAUGUGUCCUCAGAGUCCAGGGAGUUUGAGGACAUCUUGACUAUUCUGUCUUCCAGCUACAUAGAAGCCAGCUCCAACGGGACGUUCACAUACACCAAGCUAAGAAUCGUCCACAACAAACUGCUGGAGAAGAAUUUUGUAGAGAAAAGGAGGGAGCUGAAGCUGGAUGGGAGGACGGAGAAGGAGCUGGAGGAGACCCACUGUUUCCUGACUGCUGACUCCACCAUGCUACCAUGGAUCUGUGAGAAUGGACUUCUUGUGGGGCACAGCUGGAUCACCGCUCUGGGAAAUCCAGCUAAGGGUGUUUAUUUGUCUAAAUACUCAGACUUACUGCAGAUCAAUCCUUUUAACCCUGGAGUCAUGGGAGAGAUCAUCAUAUUCAAGGUUAUCAAGGGUAAAGUAAAGAGCAUCUAUGAUAACAUGUCUAAGAACCUUUUGGAUCCCACACUCAAGUUUGACAGCCAUUUAUCGAAGAAUGCCAGCAUAGUCACAUCUCUCACCUCCUAUAGAGCCUAUGAGCUCACUCAGCAAUACUUCUAUGAGUAUGACUUUGAUGAGCUGAAGGCUCGGCCGAGGCAUGUGUGCCCCUAUGCAGUGGUCUCUUUCCAGUUCAAAGGCAAAGAUGCUCCGUUACAAGCCAAGCCCAUGGCUCCCCUAAGGUCAAACAGCCAAACAGGAAGUAAAGGCAGGAGUAAAUACACAGUGUGGAGUGGAGAGCUUGUGAAUGAGGGUAGAGUAGUGUCCCAGGUCUCCUUCUGCUCCUUCUCUCCCCCCUUCCUGCCUUUCAAACUGCCAGAGAAGCUGGAGCUGGGUCUGGUGAUGAGUAUGGACCAGGUAACUCAGAUGAUCCCCUCGGCUCUGUUCUCCUGGAACCUGUACGCAGGCAGCCACCAAGUGUUGAAGAGUGGGACACACUGCAGUCUGCUGGAGGUGGUGGAUAAGAGCAAGUCAGGAGACUGUCUGGCAGCACUGCUUCAAGGCAUGGAGACACAGCGACUGGUUCUUGUCCACAUGUUGGCUGACAAAGGAUUCCUGUUCCUCCUGUCUUCAGUUCAGAUGGCCACUCCAACUGAAAGAAGAGAUGGGUUGAAAAAAUGCCUUCGAGCGUUAUUUGUUUUUCAGGAGUCCAGGGACGUGGCAAAAUACAGUUCAAAGUGUCCAACUACGCAGGAGCCUUUACAGACGUCCUCCCGUGACCCCGCCAUGCCCCAGCUGAACAGCUUUGUCCCAGCCCUGCAUCACGCCCUGGUCAAGGUGCGCUGCAACCCGCCCGCUGACCUCUCGGCCGGGGUCGAGCGCCAGGCCAGGGACUACCUCAGUGGACUCCACCAUGGAAAGCGCCGCCACAUCCCCAUGACUGAAUAUGACACCAAGCUGGAUGACCGGGGGAAGCUGUUCCCGGCUCCCAAACACCACAAACUCAACACGGAGGGCUACCUGCGCUCCUACAUCUACAACCCCAACCUCUACACCAUGCCUGUUUUCCAAGCCAAGGAGAUGGUAGAGAGUUACUGCACUGUGCCCGAUGACAACAGCCCUGUAAUGGGCUGGGAGGGCAGUGGAGCCAAGUCAGUGGUAGGGUCAGAGGUAAAUCCUUAUGGUGCCACUGCUGCCCAGUCCCCGGGGGUCCAGGUCAACCACUCUCUCUCUCAGUUUCCCACUGACGCCAAACCUCAGAAGUUGAAGGAGCUGAUUAACCUGAUACUGUGUUGGAGGAACAUAGAGGGGGACGUCCGGAAGAAGGGAGUGCCGCAGGGAGGACGAAAGCAGGGGGCAGGUGGGUUGGACCCCCGAGGACUGAAGAGGAAGACUGCAGAGAGGACUCUGAACUACCGGAAGAAGGCCUCACAGGAAAGAGGCAGAAGGGAUAGGAGAACAGCAGCAGCUGCUGAAAAGGGCCAGAGCCCUUCUUAUCUGUCCUCUGUGAUGCUGCAGAGUGUUGGUCUGAGAGAUGUGGACCUGAGGAGAGACCGCUCAGAGGCUGCUUUCAAGUUGUCUGAGGGGAGAGGAGGAGGAGGAUGGUCAAGAAAGGGGACACAGCAGACUAAAGCUCUGCUGUUUGAUAGGAUGAUCAAGCUGGGCCUGCCGCCCAAUCAGGACAUUGACCUGAGGAAACGACAUUCUGGGGGCCUGCAGGUCAAGGCUGACUUCUUGGAGACAGCAGGGAGCACGAACAGUCUGGAGGGCUUCAGCCCCAGUUCCAAUGGUGAAAUGCCCAGAAGAUCACAGUCCCAAUAUCAGGGGGAAGAACAGAUGCCAUGGGUCCUCAUCCCCAUCACAGGGCUGAAGUCAAACAAGUACUGCCUGAGCCAGAAGGACAACCUUCAGGACCCACGCUUUGUUCCCCAGAUCCCUAUGGCAAACAGAAGCUACCCCCCCUGUGUCCCGGAACGACGGGAAAGAAGCAUCAACUCUACACUAGAGGAGCUCCCACAGCAUAGCCUCAGUACUUCCCUAGAGGUGUCAGAAGAGCCUAGCCCCUACUCCAGUCCCUGCCCAAGCGCCUGCUCUUGCUCCAGUCCCAUGGUGGGUGAGCAGCAAUUAGCUGAAACCCCCUGUGACCCCACAGAAAUAAGCGGCAACCAUAAGACGAGCACAGACAAGAAGACGAGCACAAACCAGAGCUUCUUUCAAAUCCCUGGUGCUCCAGCGAGCACCAGGCUACUAGACAAGUGCCGCAGCCCCUCACCUGAGCCAAAGCCAAAUGGAGAACCUAGCCCUGUGGAGGCUGGGCAGGAACAGGUUGAAGGCAGCACAGGAAAAGUUAUAUCUGGCGUGGUUGCUGAAGAUCCAACCACAAUGGAUGUUGGACAAGAAGAGGGGGAGGAGGUAGAGGAGGAAGAAAAAGAGUUGGAGGAGGACGAUGUGAUUGAAGUGGUAGAUGAAGAGGUGGAGACGGUUAUAAAGCAGACAGAAGAGGUGUCACCACCCUCUCUUGACCUCAGUUCUCCUGAGCAGAUUCCCGUCCAAAAUCCUCCCCCCAUCCAGAACACUCCUCCCGUCCAGAGGCCCGUGCUGAGCAGAGUGAACUGUGUCCUGGACCAGCAGUUCAGCGACUUCUCUACAGAGAUGCAGAUCCUCCUGCUCAGAGAGAGUGUCCACUACAGCUCCCCGCUGAUCCCUAGCCAGAGUCCUCCAGGCCAUCCCCCCAUCCUGCCCUUCUCUGAGUAUGUCUCCUUCUACAACACCUCCCCGCCUAUGCAGGACUACGUCAGCUCCCUGAGAGACCGCAUGGGCACCGUCAUAGACACACAGGAGCAAUGGAUUCCUAGCAUGGUGGCCACUGACUCUCCCCUGGUAUUUUCUAACAAUAACCACCACCAUGCUAGCCACGUUCAUAGAACUACAUACAACUGGUACCCUUCUUCUCGUGGCCCUGUUUCUCACUCUGUCCCUGUCUGCCCCUGGUCGUGCUAGUUUAGACUCUUACAGUUCUCUACCUGUGUCUCAUUCUGUCCCCAACUGCCACUCUCCUGCCUCUCCUUCUGGCCCCGGCCUUAACCUUGCUAGUUCAUCCACUUACAGUUCUUUAUCAGUUUCUCAGUUUCCCUCAGCUGUGUCUCAGUUUAAUAGUAAUAAUAACAAUCAUGUUAUUAUUCGCUCUUCAUCCUUCCCCGGUCCUGGCGCUGCCUCUCCUUUUACCCCUCCCCUCUACAACAACCCAGCCCAGACAGAGCUGCCUCUAUCUCAGCUGCACUCUAGUCUAGCGCCCCUCCCCAUCCAACCACUGGCACUGGGCAACCAGUGGAUAACAAGAGCGCAAACAACAGAGAACCCGGACUCAGACUGCUGAGAGCAACUGGGAACGUGCAAGCCAAGUGCUAUGUCAACCACGACAAAGAACACUGACUUAGAUGCUCGAGGGCUACGGGGAAAGUGUAAGGCACAAACGAGUGCAACGUUUCAAUCAAAAGACAAUGUCAUAAAUGUUGAUCCUCCGGUUCCAGAAGCCACCAUGGUGGCUCCACAUCAUCUCACUCAGAUGAUUGAGAGUUCUUCAGGGGUGGGAGGGCCUUUCCCAAGCUCAUCCACCUGCACCCAUCAGUAGUCUGAUUAGCCAGCUGAAACCUGAGCUGUUCAGUAACCUGGUGAAAAUUAUAAAAGAUGUCCAGAAGAACUCUGUCCAGUUCUACAUCCACCAUAUCAAGGAGUACCUCCAGAGAUUGGGGAACAUAGAAUAGUCCUGAGAGUUUCUUGGAAAAAGAGAACCAUUUGGAAAAGUAUGGUUCUCAUGCAGAACAAGGAAAUCACAGCUCACGUUCGUAAGGUACUUGAAAACAAUCAGUCAUUCCACGAAAUGAGUACCUUUUGUGUCCCUUUGAUAUUUUAAGUAGAAAUUGUGCACCGCUAAUGGAUUUUAAAAGCCUUUUAAAUUAUGAAGUGCCCUUAAUUCAAUACAUUUUUGAAUGAAAAGACUUCUACUUUGAAGAAUCUCAAAUAUAAAAUAUUUUGAUUUGUUUAACACAUGAUUCCAUGUGUUAUUUCAUAG
Messenger RNA from Oncorhynchus mykiss (rainbow trout), 5557 nucleotides. NCBI's taxonomy places the organism in Eukaryota, Metazoa, Chordata, Actinopteri, Salmoniformes, Salmonidae. The record is from RefSeq and is a predicted model, not a curated record.